AUGGCGGGAAAGCACGGCACGCCGUGUGGGCCAGCCAGAGGUAAGGACGAGCCCCCCCAAGCGCGUCAUCAACAACUUAAUCAGCAAAUCGAAGUGACUAAGAGUGCGCAGCAGCAAUCACCUGAGCAGCAACAGUGCCGGCGUAGUUUGGUUGAUAGAGAGUUGGAUGCAGUUCUAUCCAGGUUGGAUGGGGGAGGUCUCGCAUGGUUUGGACGGACGGAGGGGGGGAGGGGGGAUGCACCGACCCGAAGGAAGGGCGGGUGCGUGGUUGUUUCGGCGCCGGAGUGCGUGGGCGUAUGCGGGCUUGCAAGCCACCGGUCCCACCAAUCCCACCAAGGUCCCACUGGUCCCACAACAAGUCCUGCAGAAUGGGCCAAAGGUGCUUGGGCCGAAGUAUCCAUCAGGGAGGGGAGGGGCAAGCGCAACCCAGAACGGAACAGCGGAGGAUCCAAUUGGAGUAAGGGUUUAAAGCUUGGCGGGGGCCCCCCCCUCCUCCCUCCUCCCCCCUCUCCCCGAGCAAAAGUGCAAGGAAGCAAAAUGCUCCACUCCGUACAUGACUUGGCUGAAGGGACCAACGGGACCAACGGGACCGACGGGGCCGACGGGGCCAACGGGACCAAAAGGGAAGCGGAAGAAGGGGACCUCGGGAGGAGAUGGAUGGUUGUGAUGAGCAAUAGCUUGCUUAGUACUAGAGGAAUGGAGUCUGGAGAAGGCAGCAAGCAGUUAUGGACGGUGCUUCUUCAGCGGAGAGGUGCUGGAGCCAUAGCAGCGGCAAGUAGCAGCUGUAGCAGCAACAGAGCACCCCGUCAGACCCAAGAUGGCCCAUAUUGGCCCAUUGGCCAUGGGUCAUCCCCACCCAAUCCCACAAGGGUCGUGGUGGAAUCUCGGCAACAUCAGGACGAAAGGACAUGGCGGGCAUGGGCUGUGCAAGAUGAAACCCCUAGGCGAAUCAUGGCAGGCCUCUCUCCCUACGUUCGUUCGAUGGCGUGUGCCAUACGGACAACCCCUCACCCCCAAGGCUAA
This is a messenger RNA of Paracoccidioides lutzii Pb01, 1023 nucleotides long. RefSeq lists its product as hypothetical. The transcript is spliced from 4 exons. The coding region runs from base 1 to 1023 and encodes 340 amino acids. The record is from RefSeq and is a predicted model, not a curated record.